AUGGGCCGCUCAUCAACACUUUUCGUGUUGAUCGCCACCUACACUGCUGUUGUUGUGCUGUCCGCACACGUCGCCGGUGGUGCCACGUCGUCGAUGGAUACGGUAAACGAGGCGCAGAACAUGUUCGAGGUGUUGCGGUGUUUCAAGACGAUGCAGGAGAGGUUUGUGUGUCCAACUAGAUGAACUUUCCGUGGCCUAACUUUUCACCCACGUGGCCUAGAAACCACACUUCAACCACCGGAACUAGGAGGGAGAGGGGCACGCGAAGAAAAAACACAACAAAAGUUUCGCGUUUCCAGCGGAAAACGGAUAUACGUCAGCUACAUCGGCAACAUGAUGCGUCUCUUCGACUUUGACGGUCAGACACCCGUUGCCACGUGGCCGCCAAUUCUCAACAAAAUCGGCUAGGUUUGCAGGCGAAGAGGUCUCGUGCGACGCGUCGAAACAGCAACGUCUUCGGCAGAAGGCCGAUCGUCGGUGCAUCUUCUCGCCGAUCCACUGCCUCUUCAACAAACGCAUUCAGACGGCGAAGAUGUUGACGCAGAUGCACGGAGCGGCCGGCGGCGGCGGCGGCGGCGGCGGGAGAGUUUUCGCGGUGAGAAGACGGAGAUGA
Molecule: messenger RNA, 613 nt
Organism: Caenorhabditis sp. 36 PRJEB53466
Lineage: Eukaryota; Metazoa; Nematoda; Chromadorea; Rhabditida; Rhabditidae
Source: the annotation of a GenBank genome assembly